This is a messenger RNA of Xenopus tropicalis (tropical clawed frog), 2891 nucleotides long. It is a transcript of the gene snx29, whose product is annotated as sorting nexin 29. The record is from RefSeq and is a predicted model, not a curated record. The transcript is spliced from 21 exons. Bases 25 to 2688 code for a protein of 887 amino acids. Gene Ontology annotation, molecular function: phosphatidylinositol binding. Lineage: Eukaryota; Metazoa; Chordata; Amphibia; Anura; Pipidae.
UCAUUAAAGUAUCUCCCUUCUUUCAUGUUUUUAUAUAAUAUAUGCGUUAUUAGCAUAGGAAAAGUCUGCCAUCGCCCCCUUUUUAUGAAAUGGUUUCUUCUUUCGCUACUGCUUCUCUGUGUCUGUGUAUGGGUGCUGCCGGGAUUUACUAUCUGGGGAGGAGCUGCACCUUCCUGUCACCUGUCACCGCUGUUUAUUUACAUCUACCUGGGAAAAGCCGGGGCAAUGAGUGUGUCACAGAAUAAUGAUGGCAAGAGGCAGUAUCUGAUGGAGAGAUUGCUGGAUGCAGUAAAACAGUGCCAGAUUCGAUUUGGAGGGCGCAAGGAAAUAGCUUCGGAUUCUGAUAGCAGAGUUAUUUGUCUGUGUGCACAGUUUGAAGCUGUGCUGCAACAUGGCUUGAAAAGGAGCAGAGGAUUAGCACUAACAGCAGCAGCAAUCAAACAGGCAGCAGGAUUUGCAAGUAAAACAGAAACAGAUCCUGUAUUCUGGGUAUACGUGAAAGAAAUUCUCAGUAAACAUGAACUUCAGCGGUUCUACUCUUUGAAAACCAUCACUACAGAUAUAGGAAGAGGUCGUGCCUGGCUGCGCUGUGCUCUAAAUGAACAUUCUUUGGAGCGAUAUGUACAUAUGCUGCUUGGAGAUACAAACAGGCUUAGUUUCUUCUAUGAAGACUGGUCAUUUUUAUUGGAUGAAGAGCGUUCUAGCAUGCUUCCUACCAUGGCUGCUGGCUUAAAUUCAAUCCUUUUUGCAAUCAACAUUGAUAACAAAGAUUUAAGUGGACAAGCUAAAUGCACUCCUACAGUAUCUGAUCUUCUUAAGGAAUCCACACAGAAUGUCACAUCUCUGCUAAAAGAGUCAACUCAAGGUGUUAGCAGCCUUCUUAGGGAAAUAACUGCAUCUUCUGCUGUCUCCAUUCUCAUCAAACCAGAGCAGGAGUCAGACCCUCUGCCAGUGCUUUCCAAGAGUGUCAUGUCAGAUGGCAAAACGAAAAAAGAUCGGAAAAAGAAGAAGAAAGUGUCAAAUAUCAUUUCGUUCGAUGAUGAUGAUGAUGAUGAUGGGGAAAAUUUGGGUGAUACUUCAAAGAAGCCUUUGAGUAGCAUGGAGAGUUCAGAAGAGAACUCUGACAGAUCCAUUGCAGCAUUACCUCACUUUGAAGAUCAAUUUAAAUUGAACUUGCAUGCGAAUGAAAGCUCUAUUGCCUCCUGGAAAAGCGAAUCUCCCUGUGUUAAUGGAAAUUUUGCCUAUCAAAAGAUAGAUGUGAAAAGCAUUGAUGAUGAAGACUUAGAUGACUGUGAUUCAUAUGAACCAGAAAUUGCCAACAAAGAAGCUAAAGCUGAGAAUUCUUCUUCUGAUAUGGUGUCUAUAGGAAGCAUGGAUAAUCCUCAGGUCUCUUGCUGGGCACCACUGCAGGUUCUUCAUGAUUCUGAUGUUUUAUUUCCUGCCAAUACCAAUGAUUCCUGUUCUCAUUCUGAUGACAAUUUGGAUCACCUGCCUUAUGGAGAGGAAAAUGAGAAUGCCACCAUUGCUGUAGAACUUGCUCAGAGAGGAUCGGAUAUUCAGUUCAGUAUGGAAGCCAGCCCUCCUGUCCCUGCCAAUGCAGUUAACAGUGUCCUGCCUUCAACGCCUGGUCCGGAAUCAAUGACAACUAAUGAACUUCGGCAAGUUGUCGUACUUAUGAUGAAUAAAAACGAUGAGCUGGAAGAGCAAAAUACAUCACUGAGAAACCUGCUUGAUGCAGAAAUGGAACAUUCUUCAGCACUCCGACUGGAAAUUGACAACCUGAAGAGAAAAGCGUCAGAACAGGAGGAGAGGCAUGCAGCGAAGAUCCAGGCAUUGGCAAGAGAAAAUGAGGUAUUAAAAGUCCAGCUGAAGAAGUAUGUUGGUGCUGUACAGAUGCUUAAGAGGGAAAGCAAUUCUGAAGUUCCAAACCUAAGGAAUAUUGAUGGGGAGAACCUACCAGAAGUAAAAUCUGUGGUAGACAAUGAAGAACUUGCAAACUCAUAUGAAAGAAAGCUCAUUGAGGUUGCUGAAAUGCACGGAGAGCUCAUAGAAUUUAAUGAGAGGCUUCAUCGAACACUAAUGGCAAAAGACGUGCUGGUGUCACAAAUGAGACAAGAAUUGAUUGAUCUAAGAGGACCAGUCCCCGGAGAUUUGAGUCAGACGUCGGAAGACCAGAGUUUGUCAGAUUUUGAAAUAUCGCAUCGUGCCCUUAUAAAUGUUUGGAUACCCUCCGUUUUUCUCCGGGGUAAAUCUGCCAAUGCCUUUCAUGUUUAUCAGGUCUAUAUAAGGAUUAAGGAUGAUGAAUGGAAUGUUUACCGGAGAUACACUGAAUUUCGAAGUUUACACCACAAAUUACAGACCAAGUAUCCGCACAUCAGGACGUUUCAUUUUCCACCAAAAAAAGCUAUUGGGAACAAGGAUGCAAAGUUUGUGGAGGAACGACGGAAGCAAUUGCAGAAUUAUUUAAGAAAUGUAAUGAACAAAAUCAUUCAAACUCUGCCAGAUUUUGUUGCCAAACCUAACAAAGAAGGAUUUAUGCAGCUCAUGCCAUUUUUUAGUGACAUACAAGGCACCGCAGAACAAACUGGCAAAGGCAGUCGAUCAAAAGUGGCUUCACGAUUUCCAAAAUUAUCCCGCAGUCACCAAAGAGAGUCACGGAAUGUGGAGCCUCAGAGUGGAGACCUUUGAUCUCUGCGUUUCUCCAGUUUGGGGGAUGAGAAAACUGUGCUGAAUAUAUUAAUGCCAAGGGAAUCUCAGCUCUAACAGAUAUGGGUAUUAUAAUAAAAACAACCUCUUUUUGUAUAAAGUAACUUUGUUUGUCAUUGAGAUUUACAUUCAUGAGCAACCUUAAAGGAAAAGUAACACUAACAUUUUUUAAGUAAAAAAGCUAU